GGCUCAACGAAAUCAAAGCCACCUAACCGUUGUUGUUUCUGGGAGAUUCGAGAAACUACGACAUUUUCUGAUCACCAACGCUGUUCAGGCAACGACAAUAUACAACCAUGGCGGGAGGUGCGAAUUUCAUGAACAGAGUUGUCUCCUACCUCGUCAAUGAGGUUCUGGUUAAUAGCCUUGCCAACAGCCGUGCAUUCCAGAGGUUUGCUGUGAGGACGUCAAAGAGGAUUGAAGAUAUUUCAAGCAUUGCUGCCAAGAAGAAGGAACAACUUGCUGAACAGAUGAAGGAUUUAUCUAGAAACAUGGAUUCUUUCAAAGACCGUUGAUACUUGGGUGGUGGUUGUGGUCCUGUUAUUGCAGCAUCUGUAUAUGGUGAAAUGGAAUGCUUUUUCUUUCUCCGCCAGCGUAAAGAAGUUUUGUGUUUCGUAGAUGUGCUUUUGAAUGCACGUAGCAUGUUGUUAGUUUCCAACUUGUUUAAACUCUGGUGAUUCUAAACCUUUUACAAUAUUGUAAUCAGCAGCUGAGUUAGAAGCUAAGUAGACCCCUUUUACGCGGCUUUACCCCUUUUA
Molecule: messenger RNA, 569 nt
Organism: Prunus dulcis (almond)
Lineage: Eukaryota; Viridiplantae; Streptophyta; Magnoliopsida; Rosales; Rosaceae
Exons: 5
Coding region: 108-326 (72 amino acids)
Source: RefSeq, a predicted model, not a curated record